AUGAACAAUGGCGUCGCUUAUGGAGCGACUGAAAAUGAGAAGGACCCUAUUUUUGGAGCGUUAUCGGUGGCGCAAUUAAUAUUACAAAGAGAAGCGGCUGCUCUUCAAUUUGUGGCCCAUGCUCUGGAAUCCCAGCAGCGUCUCCGCGAAGAAUGGAAGCGUGCAUUGGCCCUCGCUGUUAACUAUACAUCGACGGAAACAACGACAAGAGGAGGGAAGAUCGUUCUGGUUGGCGUUGGAAAGAGCGGCAUUGUAGCACGCAAGAUUGCAUCCACGCUCACAUCUGUGGGUACACCGGCCUUUUUUCUGCACCCCAUUGAAGGGUUCCAUGGUGACUUGGGUAUUAUUAAUCCUGGUUCUGAUGUUGUCUUUGCCAUGUCGUACUCAGGCAACACCCCUGAAGUGCUGGCGUUCAUGUCCUUACCACAAGUGCAGCAAUGUCCUCGCAUUGCCAUGACGGCGAAUCGCUUCGGUCGUCUUGUUCAGCUCGUGGAUGUGAUCUUGGAUUGCAGUGGCCCGGACAAUCUCCUACAACAAGAGAAUGGUGUGAUCAAUACGUCUAGCACAGAGGCCUGGCCUCCCAUACCGGCGCCAACGACCAGUACGACUAUUAUGAUGGCACUUGGAGAUGCAUUUGCUAUGUCUUUGACGAACGCUAAAGGCAUUGAUUGUACAGCGUUUUUUGCCAAUCAUCCAGGUGGGAAUCUUGGCCAAGUAGGUCAGCUAAAACCAGCGCCCGACAAGGAAGAAACCAACUGA
This is a messenger RNA of Malassezia pachydermatis, 759 nucleotides long. RefSeq lists its product as hypothetical. Gene Ontology annotation, molecular function: carbohydrate derivative binding. Gene Ontology annotation, biological process: carbohydrate derivative metabolic process. The transcript is spliced from 2 exons. Bases 1 to 759 code for a protein of 252 amino acids. The record is from RefSeq and is a predicted model, not a curated record. Lineage: Eukaryota; Fungi; Basidiomycota; Malasseziomycetes; Malasseziales; Malasseziaceae.